Cladocopium goreaui is the source of this 3877-nucleotide messenger RNA. NCBI's taxonomy places the organism in Eukaryota, Dinophyceae, Suessiales, Symbiodiniaceae. The record is from the annotation of a GenBank genome assembly.
AUGGGUUUGAAUCACCGACGAGGCGGGUGGGACCGAGUGAUCUAUCUCCACAAUUCCUUGCCGGGAUCGCAGCAGGAAGGGUGCAAGAUUCUCUAUCUGGAUUCAGAUGCCUUCUGGCGCAGUGGCCAGUUACAGCUGCAGCACAUGCUGGAGCAUCUGCUUAGCCGAUACCAGCUGCCGCGUGACUGUGGAACUUCCGCCAUCUUUGCGCGAGAACAGCCCAUGCAGUACUUGAACAUCACCCGCAGCGCAGUACCCCCUGGGGAAAAGCCGCUGGCACCAUUUCUGAAUGCAGGUGUCUUCCUCUUGCGUGCUGACUGCCCAGAAGCCCUGCAGCUAUUGGACGCUUGGUUGCUGGCAGCUGCAGAGGUACCAAAGAAGAGGCUCUGGAACACCUGGCCUGCGGAGCAGGGAAUCCUGUCGGAGCUUUUGGUGCCUGGGAGUUAUCCUCCAGCCGCCACUGGGACCAAGUUUGAAGGGUCCAAACCAGGUCACGCGGUGGCCAUUGUGAACAUGACAGAAUUCAACAGCCCUUGGGGUCGCUUCAUUCAUCAUGCUUGGGGUAGCGAGGCCACCGAUGGCCUACUUCGACACCAGGCCAUGACAGAUGCCUUGCUUCGGAUCGGAGCGGCGGAUCCCAAGGCUCUGCCGUGGUGUGCUGCGCAGCUCUUUCUGGUGGCAGCGUGCGAGCCCCAAGUCAAAGUGACAUUGCUGAACCAGGAAAGGAAGGCGGUUUGUUCACGACAUGGCAAACUGGCCGUCGUGACUUCUGGGCCCAAGCCAAGCAGAUGCGUUUGCACCACAAAUAAGAAGCAAGAAGCCAGCACACCUCAAGCGUUUCACAUUUGCAUCAUGGCGAUGGAUCAAAUUGAUGCAGAGAAAAUAAAAGAAGCCAAACUUGAGCUCUUCAGGGCGGUUCAGAAAUCUCCCAAACUUUUAGCCACAGGGCAACGAGCAAAGGCACCUAGUGCUGCGCAGGAGACACUGAAGGCCAUCAAUGUGGCAGCCAACAAACUCUUAUCAAAGAGCGAUGCAGACCUAGAUGAAUUGACCUCUGUGCUAUCUCAGUUGGAGGAGGCUCAGCUGUGGGUGCUUGACCCCGGCUCUUCCAAGUCUCAGGAGGGGGUCGAUGUCAUCCGUGCCAAGUUGCAGAGGUUCCAGGCACUGGUUGAGAACUCCCAGUCCGUGGAAGGCUUGAGCAAGAAAGAGAAGAAGGGAGAAGCUGAAAAGCUGCGGAUCGAGCUGCUAGGUCAGUUGGUAGCACCUCAAGACGAAGAACGAAGGAUGCUGCAGGACGAGUUCAGGGAUUUGUGCGAUGAACUGGAUCGUAGAAUUGCACGAGCAAGGCUUCGAAGACGGUCGCUCAGCAGCCAGGAGGAGGAGCCGGAGAGGUUGCGCAGACGUGACAGCGUCCUUGGAUGGCUGCCAGAGCCUAAGGUCGACUGCCCGGGAGACAGCCCCAAGACAGAGAGUUGUCCCACCCAACCCCUGAGUUUCAUCUUGACUAAGAACUGGCCAUUGGCUUAUGCUACCAGUUUCUGUUUGCAUGCUGUUGCCGAUGCCCCCAAAGUGUUGCCCUCCGUGGGAGUAUGCAUCACAGCCACAAGGAGCCCGGCUCUCAGCGCCUUGCAAGAUGCAAUAACGCAUGCCCACAAUCCCAGCGGCUCAGAUAGCUCAGUCGAUCAUUCUUUCGAGGUACAGUACUCCCCAUCUCAGCUGGCCCUUUCAGCACGGGGCCGCGCCAUGGUUCGGGGCAAGCUCCGGCGCCUGCCCCGGCAACGCGAAGCGCCUCCGGAGCGAUGGGAAAUGGCCUUCCGACGCUUCGCCAAGGGAGACAUGGUCAGACCAGAUGCUGCUGGAAGUUUGUACCACGCGCUGCUGCGCAUCGCCGGCCACGUGGAAGUGGACGACGAGUUGGUGAAAGGCUGCUCGAAGGAGCUGGAAAAGAUGAAGAUGCUAUCCCGUGUCUAUGUCUUUGAUUUCUUCAAGCUGUACGAAGAAAAAGUACUGAAAGGCUUAGAAGCAGCUUUCCUGAGCCGGGCGCAUUUCGGUGCGGCGCAGCUGCGCCAUGUGCAGGACAUGAUCAAGGAAGCAGGCUACAUCAUCACGCCCGAGGAUUUCCAGGAACUGCUAGAUGAGGCGGCUAGGUAUUUGGACAUCCCUGAGAAGAAGGGUGUGGCCAAGACUCUGGAUCUCUCGGUGGUGACCUUCAUCAUGGACGCCCUGGCAGACAGGGAGGGCUUCACCAACUCCCAAUUCGAGCGCUGCAAGAAGAGCUUCGAACACUUCGAUGUCAACGGCAAUGGUCGAUUGGAGGACGAUGAGCUGAUUCCCUUAACGACCUGGUUGGGAUUUUGUUCCGAGGACGCCAGCGACCUGGUGCGCCAGGCGCAGGAACUGGUGCGCAGUACAGCCCAGCGAGAGCUCGAGUUGAUUCCUGAAGAUGGCGAUUAUCCGCCUCCUGAUCUCAGUGGUGCAUUGGCUGGUCAUUUGGAUUUUACUGACUUCCUCCAGAUGCUGAGGAAUCACAUGAACCAGGACUACACUCGAACCGGGCAACUGUUCAAGAAGUUGGACGCUGACAAGGACGGUCGUUUGGACAUCUUAGAGCUGCGCCAUCUCUUCCAACAGCUGCAGUUUGAGCUGCGACCUGAGGCCUUGCUGGAAUCCAUGGUGAGCCACGAGAUUCUCUCGGAGCGAUUCUCGUUUCACCAGUUCCGACAAGUUUUGGAAUACUUGCGGGAUGUGGAAGGUUUCAGUAAAUCCUACUUCGACGAUGCCAUCGGCUCCUUUUGGCACUUCGAUGUGAAGCAUCAAGGACUUCUCUCCACACGACGGACGCAGAAGGCCAUCCAGUGGAUUGGUUAUGGCUUGGGCAUGAGCGUGUUCGGGUCCAAGAGUGACUGGAAAGAGCGGCUCGUUCGCGGCGUCGUUUCGGAGACGGAGUUCCUACGCCUCUGCCGCGAGCACGAGGACGCAGAGCUGGCCAUUUGGCGCACCGUCUACCGGAAGUACGCGGCCAACCAUGGCGCCGGUCUGCGCCGGGACAACCUGCAGACGGCCUUGAAGAUGGUGAAAGUAGGAUAUGAGUCCCUCUACCCAGGUUGGUUGAAGAAGCAGGCGACCUUGGGAAAGGAGUUGGACUUUGAGGAGUAUUGCAAGGUCCUCCAAGACUUUCGGUACAUGUACCGCGACAUCUACAGGAGCAAUUUCUGUUUCACACCCAGAGAGGUGAAAGCUUAUGAAGAAAGUUUCAAAAAGUAUGGCCUGGACAGUGCGGGACGCUUGCCUCAAAGCAAGCUGGCAGAUCUCUUCGAGUCGAUCUAUCCAGCUUUGAAGUGGGAUCCUACACUGAAAAACGCCCUGCGGCAAUCCAUUCGGAAGCAGGACGCCCAAGCAAAGUUUGUGGACUUCCCGGCCUUCCUCCGUGCACUGCGCGCCUUUGAAGACGCUGAAGCGGAGCUGUUGGAUCAGGAUGCAGCCAAUGUGGCCAAGAGCUUUGGCUUGUCGCCGGGCGAGGCGGAUGACUUCAUGGAUGCCUUCCACCUCUGUCGCUGUGGAGGGGCCGCAGGCGUCAACGCCAUUCCCAGUGCAACGAUGAGAAAGAUCUUGUACUGUGAGGCUGCCCAGGGUCCUAUGACCUUCCAGCAGGAGACGGGGCUCUACCAGAUCUUUCAGCAGCUCUUGGGGCCUCCAGGCCCCUUGCGCCUGGAGAAUUUUCUGCACCAUGUGCGGCGGCUGCGGGAGGUCCCAGAAGCCGAUCUUGCGGCGGGGAAGUACCGGAAGGUGGAGCAACAUGUAGCACCUCCUCCCCCGAGCGAUGGAUGAGCCAAGGGCAAACUGUUAAGGUUACAUCCAUAUGGAGGUUUCCUAAAAU